AUGGCGGUCUUUCCUAGCCGCUGGGCCACUCUGGUCGCUAAUCUCCUGGUGCCUCUGGGCCUACUCGCCUUCUCAUCUGGCUUCUUCCCCUAUAAGCCACUAUUGCCCGGUCUAGCCAAGUGGGAAGACGAUGCGCCUCCCGCAGCGCCAUUUGACAAGGUCAUUUUCAUGGUGGUGGAUGCAUUGCGGAGUGACUUUGUCUACGCCAAUGGCUCCGGGUUCUUGUUUACGCAGAGCCUGAUCCGAUCUGGCGCGGCGCUGCCAUUCACAGCUCAUGCCAGUUCGCCGACAGUCACCAUGCCCCGCCUAAAGGCCAUGACCACCGGCUCUGUGCCCUCGUUCCUCGACGUCAUUCUCAACAUCGCCGAGUCGGAUACCUCGUCGACCCUCGCCUACCAAGAUACCUGGCUGGCCCAGUUGAAGGCGAGGGGGGACCGUCUGGUCAUGUACGGAGAUGAUACCUGGCUGAAGCUCUUUCCAGGCAUGUUUGACCGUGCCGAUGGGACAACCAGUUUCUUCGUGUCGGAUUUCACCGAGGUAGACCAUAAUGUCACCCGUCAUGUUCCCCGCGAACUGGCAGAGAGUGACUGGUCCGCCUUGAUCAUGCAUUAUUUGGGCCUGGAUCAUAUCGGGCACAAGUCAGGGCCUCGAAGUCCCUUUAUGCUCGGGAAACAGCACGAGAUGGACGCCAUUGUGGCCGAGAUCUAUGACUCAAUGCAGCAGAAACCGCACCUUCAGUCCACGUUGUUCGUCCUGUGCGGCGACCACGGAAUGAACGACGCUGGAAACCAUGGCGGAUCAUCGGCAGGCGAAACAUCACCGGCAUUGCUGUUCAUCUCGCCCAAGCUCGAGGCCCUGGGGUCCCAUGCUGAGAGCCCCGUGGAGGCAUUCGCUGAUCUACAGUACUACCGGACGGUCGAGCAAGCGGAUAUCACCCCGACUCUUGCAGGGCUUCUUGGGCUUCCGAUCCCCUUGAAUAACCUAGGGGUGUUCAUUCCGGAGUUUCUUGACAUGUGGGAUCACGGGUCCCAAAAGCUUGAGGUCCUGUCUCGAAACGCGAAUCAACUAUUGAACACAGUGAAGGCCACCUUUCCCGGCUACGCGUUUGAUGCCAAAGAUGCCGCAUUUAGCUGUUCCUCUGGGGCUGAUUCGGGCAUUGCAGGCGCGCAAUGCGCUUGGUCUCGAGCCCAGCAGCUGCUACAGAGGAACACGGACACCAGUGACUCGCAUACAGUGACCGAAUCGGCUUUGAUGCAGUUCUUAAAGAUUGCCCAGGAGGUAAUGAGCAGCACAGCCAGCAAUUAUGACGUCUCUCGGCUCUCUCUCGGCCUCUUGACCGUGGCGGUCGCAGCGCUGCUGGUUCUUCCGGCCACUUAUGUCGCGUGUGCGCGCUCAAAGCAUUCUGGGGUUUUUUUGGUGUUUCUUAUCGUGGGCUACGGACUAAUGAUGUUUGCCAGCAGUUAUGUGGAGGAGGAACAGCAAUUCUGGUACUGGAUAUGUUCCGGAUGGAUUUUCUAUUUACACAUCCGGCCCAAAUCGUGCCGGCAAUGGUCACCCUGGAUGGCCCAGUGUGCUGGACCGGGGCUUCUUCUUUGCCAACGGUUUCUGAGACGGUGGAAUCAGACUGGACAAAAAUUCGCUGCCGAGCCAGACAUCGCUCGAACCUUCCUCCCGCAGCAUCCCAAUGUUUUGUGGAGCUUGGUGAUUUUCACGUAUGCCGAUUCGGGGAUCCAUCUCCUGUGGCGUGUGCCGCGCUCCAUUCUGGCCCGGCUUGGCGCAAUAGUAUUGAUAAUCCUGGCCUUUGGUUUCAAGCUAAACUUUGUCGCAUCGGACUCACCCGAGCUGCUAGAGGGUUCGUUCCUCUCCCGUGUUGUGGCGGCAUAUCCAACCGGCUUGUCACUGGUGUUGCACGCCCGACUCGUAUUCUUUGGGCUAGCAUGCUUGGUCCUGCCGGCACUUCUCAGCCGAGAUCGAACAGCAGAUGCACGAGCUCCAAACAAGCUCCUCCACGAGGCUCUCUCGCUGCUCCUGAUGACUCAAUCCCGAGCCACCAAUAUUCCCGUGUUUCUCGUCUUCCGUAUCCAAGUCGUUUUUCUCUCUUCCUUCAGCCUGACUGAGCUGGAAGUGACCAUCACGACCCUGAUUGCGCAGUACAUGACCUUCUUUGCGUUCGGCGGCUCAAAUGCCAUCUCUUCCGUCGAUCUUUCGAAUGCAUAUAACGGCAUCGGCAGCUACAGCGUACUGCUCGUUGGGGUCCUGACGUUCACUGGCAAUUGGGCUGGCCCAAUCUGGUGGGUGUCCGCUAGCCAUCUUCUUCGUCCGGACGAAGCGCCGGUUGCGCAGCAAGAUCACGCCGCGCUGCUGACCUUCCAAGUUGCCAUGUCGGUGAUCUCUGUCAUGGCCGCCUGUACCGCCCUGCGAACCCAUCUCUUCAUCUGGACCGUGUUUUCCCCCAAAUUCCUAUAUACCAUGGCCUGGGCCACGCUCAACCAUAUUGCGAUCAAUUUAGUGGGGGGAAUAGGGCUCGCUCAUCUGCGAUCCAAAUAA
Messenger RNA from Penicillium lagena, 2547 nucleotides. RefSeq names its product mannose-ethanolamine phosphotransferase LAS21 (gene las21). The transcript has 6 exons. The record is from RefSeq and is a predicted model, not a curated record. Gene Ontology annotation, cellular component: endoplasmic reticulum membrane. Lineage: Eukaryota; Fungi; Ascomycota; Eurotiomycetes; Eurotiales; Aspergillaceae. Gene Ontology annotation, biological process: GPI anchor biosynthetic process. The coding region runs from base 1 to 2547 and encodes 848 amino acids.